This is a messenger RNA of Doryrhamphus excisus (bluestripe pipefish), 3160 nucleotides long. It is a transcript of the gene ccdc106a, whose product is annotated as coiled-coil domain containing 106a. The record is from RefSeq and is a predicted model, not a curated record. NCBI's taxonomy places the organism in Eukaryota, Metazoa, Chordata, Actinopteri, Syngnathiformes, Syngnathidae. Gene Ontology annotation, cellular component: nucleoplasm.
CAGAUGAAGGAAAAACUUUAUUUCAACAAAGCGAAACAGCCUCAAAAUCACAAUCUCGUAUUAUUUUCAUUUGGUGUAUUUAUAUUAAAAUGUAAAAAUUUGUAAACCAGCUUAAUAUAGCGCAAUAUUAACAGACGGAAAUGACGUCAUCAGAUGAAAUUAUUGUUCGCAUAUGGCUCGUUAAGACUCGCACUCCAAAGUAGGCUACAUUGACGUGAUUAUAUGUUUUGACUUACCUUUACAUUCGCGAGGAUAAGCGGUAGAAAAUUAAUGAAUUAAUGAAUAUAACGAAAUCAUCUGGCCAACUCCAGUGCUGUAUAAAUCACCUUGUCAUCGUAACCGGAAGUGACAUCACCAUAGCCUUUGCUAGCAAGGAUUUUGGUUGUUAGCCUCUAAGCUAGCACAUCUAAAUCAUUGCCGUUUCCCCGCAAAACUAAUAACCAUCCCAAACAAAACUUUAAUUUGACGAAAUGCAUGACAUUUGAUUUAUUCAUACUAAAUUGUUAUGUGGGAGCGCUUCAAUAUUUUGUAAUGUCACAAUAACCGGAAGUGUCAUCGUCGUUGCUGUUAGAGUGUAAACUGGCACAUUUCAAAAUAUCGCCCGUUUUUUCGAAUAAAAUUACACUCAGGUGAAAUUUAAUUUUAUGAUAUGUUAUUUGUUUUUAUUACAUGGUAGUUAUUUUGGAGUGUUUCUAUAAGGAAGUUCAUUCUAACCGGAAGUGACGCCAUCGUCUGUGCUUAUAAUAAAUCUGAUUGUUAUUGUUAGCUUGUUAGCUAGCCGACAAGCUCCCAAGAUGGCGACAUGACAGAGUAAUAGCGUCUUAUUACAUGUUUAUGAUGCAGUUAUUACCAGCCUAAAUGCGAUAUUGGCCAUGGAGAAUGGAAACCGGUGUGAGGUUGCAAGCGCAUCCAAGAGCAACUCCGCUUCUCUCCACUUGCAGACUCCCAAAAAUGAAGAGAUUUAUGAAAUAACCAUGCCACUGGAAGAAAGCAGCUUCGAGCAGCAAGGAUUUCUCCAGCAAAGUGAUGCAAACUUUGAUGAGUCUCUGCCGUCUGCUGCCCACUCUUCGGUCAGCAACUCCUUCCGGGCCAUGACCAACCUACGCACGCAGCUGCAGAUUUCUCUGGAGAAAAAUUCCUGGCUGCAGAAGAGAAUCGAGGACCUGGAAGAGGAGAGGGACUUCCUUCGGUGCCAGCUGGACCGCUUCAUCUCUUCCACAAAGAGUCAAGGCGAUGAGCCCAGACGCUUCACCUGGAGAGGGAGGAGAGAGGAUGAACGUCCCGCUGAGCAACAAACGACGGACUCGCCACGCUUCCCCUCUCACCAGUUCCUCCAGCGAAGGCCGGCCGGUGCGAGCGCUGCUCCCGCUGCUCCCGCCAAAAAGCACGUCUCCGACGCCGUAAGCACCCACCUGGCCUCCAUGAACGCUCUGUUUACCUCUGCACCGUCCCAGGCCCUCCUUCAAGGGCUGGGCGCUGCGGGUCACUCAUCCAGCGGCAGCGGCAGCGGCGCCGGCUCCGCCAGCUCCAGCCGAGCACUCCUGAAUGGACACGGCAGCUUAGGAGCAGAUUCCUUUUCGCUCUUGGGAGAAUGUGACGAGUACUUGGAGCAUGAUGGCUACCUGGAGGAGGAGGAAAUGAUGCCAGUUGAGGAUGCCGUCAACAGCAACAAACAGCAGCAGUUCAAGAGAAGGCGGGUAUUCCGAGGCCUUAAAGAGCGGCAAAGAGUAAAAGACGCCGCCGGAGUGCUCUUCCGCUACAAGAAGAUCCUCCUCACAUACCAGCGUCUGAAAAACAUGUCCAAAGCCUUCCAGAUCCACGGCGUGGACCGCAACACGGUGGCUUCCACCACGCCCAUCGCAGAGCUGCUCCUGGUGGCGCCGGAGAAAGUGGCGCUGGUGGGGGAGUUCGACCCCUCCAAGGAGAAGCUGCUGGACUACGCCCGCCGCUGCUACACGGCGCUGGAUGAGGAGACGCUGAGCCGGGUGCAAGCCCUGAAGAAGAACAACCUGCUCCUGCCCAUCUCAUACAGGUUCAGACACUGACCGUCUCAGAGGACGUCUUUUUCACUUUUGUGGUGAUGGCUUUCCUUUUCUUUGGCGCACCGCCGCUUGGGAGACAUCAUGAAGAGCCAAAAGUAGAGAUGCUUGUUAUCUUUUUUUUUUUUUUUUCAAACCGAUAUAAUACACGUCACUACUAUCAGGGGAAGCAGAGUAUAGAGGGGGGAGGAGCAAACAGCUGCGGCCCAGCAGGGUGCACUGUAUUCAGGCGCACGCUCCGAGGACCUGGUGUGACACCACAGAGGUUUCUGGCCAAUCUUUUGUACUUUUCAAACGGCACGAGGUUUAUUUGUGUAUGCUACAUAGUCCCCCCCCCCCCCAACCCCCACCCACUCAUCACACAGCAUUUGGUACAACUAGCACGCAAAAUGUCUUCCUCUUAAAGUAAACAUUUGUUCACAAGUGAGCUCAGAGGAUGUCAGGGGAAAAAAAGGAGCGCUUGAUUUGCGGGUAAUCUCCCCUCAUCGGAGUGUUAUUGGUAAUCGGAGCUACUUUUAAUGUUAAGGGAUUUAUCGGUAUGAUGUCAUGUUAAUUGUCGUGCACCCCAAGUAAAAGGUGAGCUAAUAAGCGUCCACCCAUCACGAGGGACACACUGCAUUCUUGCGAUGCAUUUGUCACGUAUUCUUUCACGGGAACGUGUUGGUAGCGACUUCUCAAGCACGUCCGGUGGCUCCAGACCAAAAUGACAUUAUGAGCAUAAACAAAGAGGCAUCCAGACCUAUGGACAAUUCCGACUCUUCACUUAGUCUAACAUGCAUGUGUUUUGGGGUACAACAUGCAACCACUAGUCCACUCCGUGACCCUCAUGAUGCUCACUUUAUUAUGUUCCACUCUAUGUGAUGUAAAAUCUGAUUUAUGAGGUUAGGCUAACAUUUGGAUACAGUAAUAAUUCAAACUAUACAGCUAUGUGGCUUCACACGGUUUUUUUUUCGAGUGCACUGAUUUUGUACCGUAAUGUUUGUAAGAAAAACGCAGCCCGUAUUUAUAUUCAAUGUGGUGUUUUUUUGUGUGUCUUAUUUGUAUUUUUGUCAACCUUCCUUCUAUCACUUGCCCUUUUAAAGUGUCGUCCAACAAUUAAAACAAAUUUGGAUUUUGAAAAA